AUGGCAGUAUUAAGCACACUCAAAACAGCAUUUGGCUAUACCUACGCAUUUAUUAUCACACCAUGGCUUCUUUCGCGCUUUUUAUUCGACAUUUCCCUCUGUCUCGUCCCAUGGCUCCGACCAAACAGAAAAUGGACGCUGAACCAAGCUGUCCGUGUCCGCGUUGUCCGGCUCUUGCUGCUCUACUGGUCUCUCACCAAAUCAGGCGACAAAAUGAGAUUUGACCAAGGCAAAGAGAAGAACCGAUUCGAAGUCGUCGCUCCACGGUCGCCAAAGUUGUACAGAGGAAUUUGUUCGGAUUACACGGCUCAGCCUGCGCAAUUGGGCAUGACAUGGACACCCGCGCGACCACCCCCCGCUGGCAUCGUCCAUCCUGGCAUGGUGGUCGUCUUGCACUUUCAUGGAGGCGGUUUUGUAAUUGGAAAUGGUCGUGAUGAAGAUACUGGGUUCACGGCCAAGACUCUCAUUAAGCAUAUGGGUGCUACGCAUGUCUGCUCGCCCAACUACCGACUGUCCAGCAGCAAGAAUGGGCAGUUUCCCGCUCCUCUUCAGGAUGCACUUACAGCCUAUCUUCAUCUCAUCAAGACAAGAGGCAUUCCUGCGGACCAAAUCAUCUUCUCAGGCGAUUCAGCUGGCGCAAAUCUAGCUCUCGCCUUGGUACGCUACAUUCACGAGUACGGCCAAAUUGACGAGGUCCCAUUUCCCCGCGCAAUGGCUCUUUGGUCGCCUUGGACUGAUGUCGCCGGCGCUUUGGAGCAAGAUGCAACUCAAUCACCCAACUACAAGACGGAUUAUCUCAACAUGCACUUUGCGCGCUGGGGCGCAACGACAGUCUCUGGCUUUGGCGCAAUUGACCCAGCCAGUCCAUACUUGUCCCCUCUGCGCCAUCCCUUCCAGAUCGAGAAGCCUUUCCCAGUCUACGUCAACGCCGGAGGCGGCGAAGUUCUAUGCGACGACAUCACCAACUUCGUCGCACGCUACAAGAAGAAUGGCUGGCCAAUGUACCUGGACAUCUCGGAAGGUUGCCCUCAUGACAUUAUUCUGCUGGGCGACAGGAUUGACUUCACAGCCGAGGCAGAAAAGGCAGCUGAGCAUGCGAGGCGUUUCUUGAACCAUCUCUUGUCUCGUCCGUCGCGUGAUUCUCUUGGUAGUUUGGCGUCUCCCCCCAUGAAGACGAUCACUGGGGGCGUGCCGAGGCUACCCCACAAUCUUCAGAACCCUCAACGCGAAAUUUCUACAUCACUCAUCAACAUGGCACCAAAAGCAGAAGAACCCAAUACCUUUGAUGUUAUCAUCAUCGGCGCUGGGAUCUCUGGCAUCAACGCCGCCUACCGUCUCCAAACAGAAGGCCCUUCCGACUUGACCUACGCCAUCCUCGAAGGCCGCGACUCCAUCGGCGGCACAUGGGAUCUCUUCAAGUAUCCUGGCAUUCGAUCCGACUCUGAUAUCUUCACCUUUGGCUUCCCAUGGAGUCCCUGGAAGCAUGACCAGUCGCUCGCACCUGGUGACAAGAUCAAGGACUACAUGAUCGAGUCGGCACGAUCGACUGGCAUUGACCACCAUAUUUGCUACAAGCACUCUGUUACAGAAGCCAACUGGUCUUCCAAGGAGAGGCGAUGGCAGCUUCAGGUUACGCGACCUGGUGAUGAGAAGCCAGUUACCUUCCGGGGUCGAUUUCUACUCCUCGGCACUGGCUAUUAUGAUUACCAGACCCCUCUGCAGACUGUGAUUCCUGGAAUUGAGAAGUUCCAAGGCCAGGUCAUCCACCCUCAAUUCUGGCCCGAGGACUACGAUUACACCAACAAGGAGGUCGUCAUCAUUGGCAGUGGAGCUACCGCCGUUACAAUUCUUCCAUCCAUGUCCGACAAAGCCAAGCGCGUUACCAUGCUGCAGAGAAGCCCAGGCUACAUCUUCCCUCUCCCAUCAAGCAGCUUUUUCACACGUCUUCUCUUGACUCUUUUCCCCGCCAGCAUCGCCCUGUUCCUCAACAGACUCCUCUGGCUGGUUCGAAGCUAUCUUACCAACGUGUUCUGCAAGUCUUGCCCAGGUCUGGCCAAGAAGCUCAUCAAGUAUGUCACCAUCAAGAAUCUUCCUCCUGAUGUCAGCUGGGAUCCUCACUUCAAGCCUCGAUAUAAUCCCUGGGAGCAACGAUUCUGCGCCAGCCAGGAUGGUGAUUUUUUCGCGGCUAUUCGCUCGGGUAAAGCGAAUGUUGUGACGGAUAAGAUCAAGACUAUCACUGAGAAGAGCAUUGAGCUUGAGUCUGGAGCUUCAUUACAUCCCGAUCUUAUCGUCACAGCAACUGGUCUGAAGGUUCGUUUCGGUGGAGGUAUCAAGUUCAGCAUUGACGACGUCCCCUUCAACGUCGCCGACAAGUUCGCAUGGAAGACCGUGAUGCUCCAGGAUGUGCCAAACCUGCUUUUCAUGUUCGGAUAUGAGAAUGCGUCGUGGACACUUGGUGCUGAUGUCAGCGCGAGACUGUUUGUGCGCAUUCUGAACAAGAUGACACAGAGCAAGACUAGCGUCGUGGUUCCACGUCUGUCUUCAGCAAGUGGUAUGCCAGUGAAGCCAAUGAUGAGCCUGUCUUCGACCUAUCUCAAGACUGCUAGCUCUGUGUUCCCCAAAGGCGGCACGGGUUUGUGGAGUCCCAAGUCGAAUUACUUUGCGGAUAUGGCUGGAGCGAGAUGGGGAGAUAUCUCUACGGGGUUGGAGUAUAAGUGA
Messenger RNA from Fusarium oxysporum Fo47, 2718 nucleotides. RefSeq lists its product as uncharacterized. The transcript has 3 exons. The coding region runs from base 1 to 2718 and encodes 905 amino acids. Gene Ontology annotation, molecular function: N,N-dimethylaniline monooxygenase activity; flavin adenine dinucleotide binding; NADP binding. The record is from RefSeq and is a predicted model, not a curated record. Lineage: Eukaryota; Fungi; Ascomycota; Sordariomycetes; Hypocreales; Nectriaceae.